AUGGCCGAAAAUUGCGAAUUAUUUAAAAGGUGGACUUCUGGUCAACCAUGGUUUGUUUUAAUUAAAGUUUGGGUCUACAACAGUUUUGCGUCCUGUUUGGAUCCAGAAUUAUUAUUGACAUUAAAUUCCGGCAAUAGUUCUGCCACGGUGUUUGAUGGUUGUGAGAUAAACCCACCUAAUAUUUCUCGUAUUUUACAAGAGGUUAGAAUGAUGGAGUUAGCAGACUUGAAGAUCAAUAUAUUAUACCAAAGAAGAGAACUUAACAUACUUCGAGAGGACUUACAACUGUUGAAAAAUGAACUUCUUGCUCAAGAGAAAGUUGAAAAUAAUAAAAGAAAAAUUGUAAAAAUUUCAGAUUAUUCUUUAGAAGACAUAUUUAUGGAUGACGACAGUUUUUGUUCUACAGCUACUGGAUAUUUUUCGACAGUAUCUGCUAAUGAAAAAAAUAAUAUUAAUAGUAAUAAAAUUAAUAAUGGUGUCUCAGGGAAUAAAUUAAUUGAUAAUAUUGGGCUUAACCUUAAAAUAAUUCAAAAAUAA
Maudiozyma saulgeensis is the source of this 537-nucleotide messenger RNA. The record is from the annotation of a GenBank genome assembly. Lineage: Eukaryota; Fungi; Ascomycota; Saccharomycetes; Saccharomycetales; Saccharomycetaceae.